This is a messenger RNA of Candida dubliniensis CD36, 2574 nucleotides long. It is a transcript of the gene CDC27, whose product is annotated as anaphase promoting complex subunit. The record is from RefSeq and is a predicted model, not a curated record. Bases 1 to 2574 code for a protein of 857 amino acids. Gene Ontology annotation, molecular function: protein binding. Gene Ontology annotation, biological process: cell division. The transcript has a single exon. Lineage: Eukaryota; Fungi; Ascomycota; Pichiomycetes; Serinales; Debaryomycetaceae.
AUGCAUUCUACUACAACCGGAGCAGGAGGAAGAUCAGGAUCAAGAUCAAGAUCGACCUCAGCAGCAGGAGCAGGAGCAACAACCACGUCAUCAUCAACAGCAAGAAUAUUAGGUCCUACUCUUUUCCAAGAUGAAACUAAUUCUAGCGCUAACCCCAAAUAUAUUCAACAAUAUUUAAGAUCGAUUAUCAUUCAUUCAUUAGAUACAUUGAAUUAUCAGAAUGCCGAAUUUGCCAGUGAAAGAUUAUUAGCUUUAAUGGAACAACAACGUGACCAACAGAUAUCACAACAGCAGAAUCACCACCAACAACAACAACAACAACAACAACAACAACAAAGAGAUGAAGAAAGCGAUGACUUUUUAGACUCAAUGUAUUUAUAUUGUCUUGUUUUAUACCGACAAGAUAAAUAUAAAACUUGUUAUUUUAAAUUGAGUAACUUGAAAAAGUUUGAUCAUCAUUUAAGUUGUUCAUUUCUUUAUGGUAAAUGUUGCUUAAAAUUGAAUAAAUUCAAAGAAGGAAUAUUUCAUUUAAUUAAAACUAAGAAAUAUCACGAUAUAAAUAAUACUAAUAACACGUCUAAAUUUUCUGGCACAAACACAAGCAACAACAAUGACCGAUUUAAUAAAUUCAAUUAUGAAUACAAUCGUAACAUCAGUUCAGAUAUAUCACUGAUUUAUCAUAUAUUGGGUGAUUUAUAUCGGGAGGUAAAUGAUUUGAAGAAUAGCUGUAUGAAUUAUACUUUAUGUUUGAAAUUAAAUCAAUUUGAUUUUGAAGCAUUUCAAAAAUUAUGUAAAUUGGGAGUUAAUAUUAGGGUCAAAUCAAUUUUCAAAUUUCAACAUCAACCAUAUAGUAAAAAUAAUAUUAAUAAUGCAUUCACAAGUGCAAAUGCAAACUCACAUGCAAACAAUGAAGGUCCAACAAUACCUGAUUUAACGAAUCCAUUUACUGAUAGAUCAUUCAACUCAAAACUAACCCCAUCUAUUCAUGUUGACGAAUUUAAUUUUUCAACACCAAGAGUGAAAACUACGAAUGCUAGUACAAGUUCUGAUGCCCCAUUACGCAAAUCAAAUUUAAACAAUGGAUCAACAGUGAAUACAAAUUCAAACAAUGGCGGUGGUACUGGUCAUACCAAUAAUCCUAAUUCUAUUGCUGCUGCAGCUGCAGCUGCUACCGCUGCCACGGCUAGUACAACAAAUAAUAGCAAUACCAAUCAUGAUUUUGAGUUUACCAAACCUAAUUACCCCGAUGAUAAAAGAAAGAGUCAAAGCACUUAUUCAAGAAUAACGUCAAGAUUAAUUUCUCAACCGCAAAACCAUCACCAUCACCAUCACCACCAGCAACAACAACAACAACAACAACAAACAGGAUCUUCACAGAUGGAAACACCCAAAAAGAGAAAUUUGAAACGGAAUAACUCGGCAACAUUAGAUCCAAUGUAUCAACAGGGCACUUCAGCAUCUAAUUCAACUGCAAAUUCAAUUUCAGGAAUAGGUGGUGCAACAUCACCAGCAACGUCAUCUUCUACUGCCUCGGCAUCUUCACGAUCUUCAUCGUCCUCUAUCAUAAUCACCAAAGAGAUUGAAAAAAGUGAAAAACACCUUUUACAAUUAUAUUUGAAUUUAGGGAAGAGUUAUCGAAGCAUGUGCAAGUAUGAUUGCUACAAAGCCAUAAGAAUGUUGGAAACGUCUUUGAAUGAAUUUGAGAAAAAUACACCGUGGGUUUUGAGUAAAUUAGGGAGAUUACAUUAUGAAAUUGUUAAUUAUCCUCAAUCGGAAUUUUAUUUCACUAAAUUAAGAAGAUUGGACCGCACUCGUUUACAAGAUAUGGAAUAUUAUCUGACGUUAUUGUGGCAUUUGAAUAAAAAAGUAGAAUUGACUUAUUUAGCCAAUGAAUUACAUGAUUUACAACCUAAUGCUGCCAUCACUUGGUGUGUUAUAGGUAAUUUAUUUUCAUUAAUCCAUGAACCCAAUGAAUCAAUCAAAUGUUUCAAUAGAGCAAUUAAAUUGGAUAAAAAAUUUACUUAUGCUUACACAUUAAAAGGUCAUGAAUAUUUUAGUAAUGAUAAUUAUGAAAUGGCAUUAGAGAAUUUCCGGAUCAGUUUAUUAUUAGAUCCUCGUCAUUAUAAUGCCUUGUAUGGUUUAGGUAUGAUCUAUAUCAAUCUUGGUGAUUAUGAGAAAGCCGAUUAUCAUUUCCGUAAAGCGAUUUCUAUUAAUCCAAUCAAUAUAAUUUUGAUUUGUUGUUGUGGUAUGGUGUUGGAAAAAUUGAAUAAACGAACUUUAGCCAUUAAACAAUACGAAUUAGCCCAUAAAUUACAACCAUUAAAUCCAUUACCAAUUUUUAAAUUGGGUCAAUUAUAUUUUAGUUUGAAAAAUUAUCUGUUGGCAUUGAAAAAUUUCGAAAUAUUGAAAAAUUUAGCUCCUAAUGAAGCAAGUGUCCAUUUCUUAUUAGGACAAUUGUAUAAUUUACAAAAUGAUAAAUUUUUGGCGAUUAAAGAAUUCACAGUUGCUUUGAAUUUAGAUCCAAAGGGUAAUUAUUUAAUUCGUGAAGCCAUGGAAUCAUUGAAAAAAAGCUGA